AUGCCCAAAAUCACCAAGCCUCCCCGCCCCAUCAGCAAGGCUACAAAACCUCUAGGAUAUGUAACUGCUCAAGAUGCAGACAUCUACCCUGUUCCCACGCCGCACCACAACUCAAUUCCCCCAAGAAAUCAAUCACCAUGGAAGUCCACGUACAACGACCCGGCCGGCUGGGGGAUCGUGCCCGCGUGGGGCUACGCCACCGUCCUCGAAAGCACAAUCCCCGACCUGCCGUCCGGCACAACGAUCUUCGGAUACUGGCCGGCGUCCGGCCACGUGGUGGACCUCCAACUGACCUCCGGGGAGCCACACGGCCACUGGACGGAAGUGUCCCCGCACCGGCGGGGUCUGUUCUGGCUGUACAACCAGUACACUGCCGUGGUCGUCGUCACCUCAACCAGAAGCCUGGAGACGCUGGGCUGGGACUGCACCGUGCGCACGAUCUGGACUUGCGGCUAUCUCCUCAGCGAGUACGUCUUCACCCCCGACCCCGCGGCUCAUCCGCCGCUGCCCCCAUCCCCGUCCCCGUCCCCGUCCCCAGAGGGGUCGAAGCAGUGGACCGCCGACGACGCGGACAUCUCCCACGCCGUCGUCAUCAGCCUGGGCGCGUCAACAAAGACCGGCCGCGCGCUCGCGCAUAAUCUCGCCUGCAGGCCCGCGGAGACGGGACCCCUGGGCUUCCUGCAGGUCACCUCGGCGCCGGCUGCGAUCGCGGACGCCGCGACGAAGCUCGCGCCGCCGUUCCCCACCAAGGCCGUGUCGUACUCCGACAUCGCGGCGGCGACGGAGGAGUGGCUGGCUAGCAAGCAGGCGCCUAAGAUCGUGCUGGUCAAUUUCGGCAGUCGAGAUGGCGGGGUCGAGCAGGUGUUGGGCUUGAUCCGGAAUAAUUCGGUCUUGGAGGCUGCUAAGCUUGUUUUCAUCGGUGUGGGACUCCAGCAGAAGGUUCACACGAUUGACGAGCUUGUUGCCAUGGGUAAUGUCGCUGCCCAAUUGGGCAUUGUUCAGCUCAGUACUUCAUCAAUUAUGGAAGCUGCUCUCGGUGUUGUAGAUCACAAGAAAUUCUUUGACGAAGUGGAUGAGCGCUGGAAUCACUGGUUGGCCAAUCGGGCAUCCGCUGCCCCUGAUCUGCGUCUGGUCUGGGGCAACGGGGUCGUUGGUGCAGAGGGCCUUGAGGGAGGCUGGAAGUCGCUGUGCAAGAGUCAGUUAAAGCCCGAGGAGGCUUUGGUUUAUCGUCUGUAUGAUGAAGCAUCGGCACACCAGUCCCAAAGCUUUUAAAUAUGUUUAGACAAGAAAGGCC
Messenger RNA from Aspergillus uvarum CBS 121591, 1294 nucleotides. RefSeq names its product DUF2855 family protein. Lineage: Eukaryota; Fungi; Ascomycota; Eurotiomycetes; Eurotiales; Aspergillaceae. Bases 1 to 1272 code for a protein of 423 amino acids. The record is from RefSeq and is a predicted model, not a curated record. The transcript has 3 exons.